This is a messenger RNA of Carassius carassius (crucian carp), 1341 nucleotides long. RefSeq names its product myb/SANT-like DNA-binding domain-containing protein 4. The transcript has 4 exons. The record is from RefSeq and is a predicted model, not a curated record. Bases 251 to 1105 code for a protein of 284 amino acids. Lineage: Eukaryota; Metazoa; Chordata; Actinopteri; Cypriniformes; Cyprinidae.
ACUGCUGUCGGCAGAGACACAAACGGCUGUUGAAGAAGUGAAAGAUAACAAUAAUAUUCAUGGUAUUACUUUAUAUCUCAUAAGAGGAGUUUGGCCGCCUCUCUCUCUCUUUAAGAAAUGGCGCAACCAUCUCAACAGUUCAGGUUACAGCAGCAGCAGAGCUACAGUGAAUUCACGCCGCACUGUCCGUCUGCACCGCUGUUCUGUUUCAGGGUCUCACAAGGACACUGAGGCACUGAUCAGGUGGCGCAUGGCCCACGGCUAUUUAUUCUCAGGCUGGAGGAACACAUGCAGAAAUGGCUGGGAGCUAUUCAUACAAGAGACAAAAUCCAACCUGGACGGAAAUAUUACUUCUCAAAGAGCAAAACGAAAGUGGGAGAAUUUAAAAUGCAAAUACAAGGUUUUAAAAGCUCUCGCGAGGGACGUUGAAACAGUUAAACCAGAAUCCUGGCGGUGGUUCAGACUCAUGGAGAAGGCCGUAGAUGGUGAUCCUACUGACGCCGACCCUCCUAAACCGACCUUACUGACCAACCUGGCCGAUGAGUCCGAAUGCGCAGCCCAGCCCAGCAAGAAGAUGUAUCAAGUAGAAAUGGGGAGUGAUAUUCUGGAAUUACUGACACAUUCAGUAAUCGAGGUCAACACUCAAACCACAGUAGCUGAUGGAGGACCCUCAUCAGAUACAGCAGAAAGCGUGAGAGGGAGACCGAUGGAAAAAAGCCCUCCAGAGACUCAAGAUGAGCUGCACUUCGAAAGAGCCAAACUCAGACGAGAACGACAGCUGCUGGAGAAGGAGCACGCAGACCUGGAACGAGAGCGAGUGCUGCUGGAGCGCGAGAAGGCCGUUGCAGAGAGGGAGAAAACGGCGUUGGAAAGAGACAGAGCACAGCUGGAAAAAGACAGAGCUGCGAUUGACCGGGAAAGAGCCUCGCUGGAACAGGACAGAGCAAGACUGGAGCGGGACAGAGCGGCCCUUGAAAGAGACAGAGAGACUUUCACCGCCAUGGCUAAAGGGACAAACGGCACAAGACACACUCAACCAGACUCAUAUGCCGAGGACAGAAAAAGAUUAAUAUUUUUGUUCGAAAAACUUAUCGAGAGAUUUUGAAAUGACUGAAAACUGUCAGUGUUGCUUGUUCUGAGGGUAUUUAUAAUAUUAACGUACUUAAAUGAAAGCGUUUCAAGGUUAAGUUGCCCCUCUCAAGACACAUUUCUGAGGAGAGGAAAUAUGUUCAGAGCUUUAGAGUUCAUUGUAGUUCAGUACAAUACAUUAUUCAUGUUAAGUUUAUUCGCCCUUAUUUUCAGGUCCUUGGAUGCAUAGUGAUUAAAGUUAUUGUUUUAGUC